UGCGAGUGUAGUGUGAUACUGUGGUUUAACUUGAAGUCAUGUGGUUCGCUGUACUGCUGGCAUGUAUGAGCGGGGCGCUCGCUGUGCCGAUCGAUUACGGCGGUUACGGUGGAUACGGCGGUUAUGGCGGCGCGGUGUAUGCGCACGCGCCGGUUGCGCUGCAAACAGUACACGCUGCACCUGUCGCCGUGCAAGCGGUCCAUGCGCCCGUCGCUGUUGAGACCGUGUCGUACCCGAAAUACGCGUUCUCGUACGGCGUGAAAGACCCGCACACCGGUGACGUCAAGACACAACAGGAGGAGAGAGACGGCGAUGUUGUCAAAGGUAGUUACUCGCUAGUGGAGCCGGACGGUACGACGCGCACCGUUCACUACUCGGCGGACGACCACAGCGGCUUCAACGCGGUUGUGCAAAAGUCCGGCCACGCCGUGCAUCCGCAAGUGGCAGUUGCUCCAGUGGCACACUACGUCGCAACGCCAUCCUAUGCAAUUUCUCCUCACUCUUAUCACUAACAUGCAUUGAUUGUCUAAAAUUAUCGUAUUUUAUUUCACGAAUAACAUGAUUUUUAUACUUAUAAGUGUUUGGUAAAAGUUGAUA
Molecule: messenger RNA, 597 nt
Organism: Papilio machaon (common yellow swallowtail)
Lineage: Eukaryota; Metazoa; Arthropoda; Insecta; Lepidoptera; Papilionidae
Gene: CPR129
Product: cuticle protein 8-like
Exons: 6
Coding region: 39-512 (157 amino acids)
Cellular component (GO): extracellular matrix
Source: RefSeq, a predicted model, not a curated record